Molecule: messenger RNA, 829 nt
Organism: Callorhinchus milii (elephant shark)
Lineage: Eukaryota; Metazoa; Chordata; Chondrichthyes; Chimaeriformes; Callorhinchidae
Gene: ppifa
Product: peptidylprolyl isomerase Fa
Exons: 6
Coding region: 151-762 (203 amino acids)
Biological process (GO): cellular response to hydrogen peroxide; protein folding; regulation of mitochondrial membrane permeability involved in programmed necrotic cell death
Cellular component (GO): mitochondrion
Molecular function (GO): peptidyl-prolyl cis-trans isomerase activity
Source: RefSeq, a predicted model, not a curated record
UGCUGUGCUGGGCCUGUCCUGUCCUGGGCUCGGCUGUUGCCUGCGAUGCCGCCCCUCCAGUGACUCGCACCCGAGCUCCGCUUCCUUCCGCCGCGCAGAGCAGAGAGUGCCGCCCCCCCUGUGAGCGUCCCGCGGCCUCGCCCAGCGAUCAUGUCCCUCCCGACGGCCCGAGCGUUGCUCCUCCGGGGCUGCACCGGCACCGGCACCGGCACCGCCUCUCUCCGCCGCCUCCUCCUCCCGACCGCGGCUCCUCCUCCCGCCGCAGAGAAAAACCCUGUGGUUUACAUCCAGGUCUCGGUGGACAAGGAACCAUUGGGCCAAGUCACGAUUGAGCUCAGAGCAGAUGUGGUCCCAAAGACUGCAGAAAACUUCCGUGCAUUGUGUACCGGCGAGAAGGGCUUUGGUUUCAAGGGCUCCAGCUUCCACAGAAUUAUUCCAGACUUCAUGUGCCAGGGCGGAGAUAUCACACACCACAACGGCUUUGGUGGAAGGUCUAUCUACGGCCCAUCAUUUCUAGAUGAGAACUUCAUACUGAAGCACACAGGACCUGGUAUCCUAUCAAUGGCCAAUGCUGGACCAAACACCAAUGGAUCCCAGUUCUUCAUUUGCACUAAAACGACUUCUUGGUUAAAUGGGAAGCAUGUUGUGUUUGGUCACGUGAAGGAUGGUAUGGAUGUUGUAAAGAAGAUGGAAGACUUCGGCAGUAGCACUGGCAAAACCAAGGAGAAAAUUAUCAUUACUGAUUGUGGAGAGAUGUCCUAACUUACUCAUCAAUUUGUGAUUGGAAUUCUGCUAUUCAAAUAAAACAAGAUCAAUGUGUUUUUUCCAA